UGCCGAAGUGUAAAGUCAUCCGUUGAAUUCGGUACAUUUUUUUCCAUCUCGGCAAUUUGUCGGUUAUCGUAUGUUUUUGUUGUUACCAAAAAAAUUAUAAUACAUUUAUUUAUGAACAAAAUUACAAAUAGACCUUGAUCGUGAAUGCAUUUUUGUAUAAUUGUAAAAUAGUUUAUUACCUAAAAAAAAAAAAUAAAUAUUUGUUAAAAUCAAAAAAUUAUGCACAUAAAGUAACUCUAUUGAAUGGACUAUAAGACAACAAAGUCUUUAAGCAUGAAGUGUAGCUACAAUACUGUUAGAAUUUCGAUGUUCUAUAAAUGAAACUUAUAAUAGACAAGAGUUUGAAAAUGCAUUGGUUUAGAAUGAGUUCCAGUAUUUCUGAAGACAUCAACAAUAGUUGGCAUGAGAUCACUCACCGAGAAAAUAUUUCGAUAACCGGCGAAGUUUCAAAGGAAAUGGAUUUAGAUGUAGAAUUGUUUCGAGGUUAUUCACCAGUUCUUCUAACUUUUGCAAGUAUCUGUUGUGUUGUCUACAUGCUGGUAGGCGUGCCCGGCAACUUAAUCACAAUCAUAGCCCUCUUUCGAUGUAAAAAGGUUCGAAACGCAACUGCCGUCUUUAUAAUUAAUUUAAGUGUAUCCGAUUUGAGUUUUUGCUGUUUUAAUCUACCACUUGCAGCAUCUACAUUCUGGUAUAGAUCAUGGAUACACGGUCAUUUAUUGUGCCGAUUGUUUCCGUUAGUUAGAUACGGACUUCUGGCUGUUUCACUUUUUACCAUUUUAGCUAUAACAAUCAAUCGAUACAUCAUGAUUGGUCAUCCGACACUAUAUCCAAAGCUUUAUAAAAAGUUUUACUUGGGUGUAAUGGUGACGGUUACGUGGGUAGGCGGCUUUGGUGCUUUGGUACCCACGUGGUUAGGAAAAUGGGGUCGAUUCGGAUUGGACGUGACGGUCGGCUCUUGUACAAUACUGCCAGACUCCUUGGGCAGGUCACCCAAAGAGAUAUUAUUCACUGGAGCAUUUAUAGUACCCUGUGUAUCCAUAAUAGUGUGCUACGCAAGGAUAUUCUAUAUCGUAAGAAAAACAGCUUUGAGGUCUAGAACAACAGUAAUUACUACUCCACGGAACAUUAUGAUGUCUUCAUCAAAACAACCAGAUUCAUCUUCUACUUAUUAUACUUUAAAGACGCGUAUCAAAAUACCCGAAAUUUCUACAGACUCGGCUAUUGGAUCGAGUACUGCAACAGGCUCGUGUUCAAUUGGGGGGGAUUCUAAGGAUCAUCAUCUACUGUCUCCUCAUGAUAUCCUCGUAGACCAUUGUUCGUCGGCAGUUGAAAAUACCUACUCACCUCUUUCAUUUACAGAUAGAAGACGAUCACGACGAGAUAGGUCGCCGUCAUCUGCACUAAACGCUACAAUCACCCAAGUCGUCUCUGCGGUGUUUCAAACAAAAGAAGAUUCCCCUAGAACUCGAAAACAGAGUACUGUCGGAGUGGAUAAGAUGUCGUCUAAAGAUAAAAAGCUGCUAAAGAUGAUCCUGGUGAUUUUCGUGUCGUUUGUUACAUGUUAUCUACCCAUCACUGUAAGCAAAACUCUGCACGAGCUGGACGACUUACAUUCGUUGAACAUUACCGCAUAUGUUUUAAUAUACUUGACCACAUGUAUAAAUCCUAUAAUUUACGUUGUAAUGAGUUCAGAAUAUCGACAAGCGUAUAAAAAUUUGCUUAUGUGCAAAGGUUCAUCGGAACAACAACAACCAACCUAUAGAGGAACCAAAAAAUUGUCGAGUUAUCAAUGAAUGUAAUAUAACUAUACACAGAAAAUCAAAUCGUUAAUACGGUACACGGUUUUAUUAUGUGAUUCUGAUUGAUUUAAAGGACAGGUUUUGCCAUUUUGUGCCUGUGCUCAUUAUUAUAAUUACCAGUUUUUUAUUACCAUUUCCAGUAUUUUGACUAAAUGAUUUUAUAAUGUCACUGCCACGGCGUUUGUAGCACUAUAACAAACAAUACUACCUUCCAAUUUGUAAUUUUUUUCUUUUUAAUUAUUUUUAAAUGCCAAAUUUUUCAGUACGCCCACUGCCAACUGUCCUAAUUUAAUACAUUGUUAAACAUAUUAAACUCAGUAAAAUUCGGUAUAAUAGAAGAAAUAUUAAUAUUAAAUUCUUUAUAAUUAAAGAUAGAACUAGAAUUACAAAAAUAAUUUUUUAAAAAAAUAUAUCAAAUUUACUUAUUGUAUAUUUAAUCAUUAAAUACAAAAAGUUCUAAUAUAAACAGUUACAUCGCCUAACACGUUUUUUUCUGAACAUUUUUUAUAUGUUUCAUAAAUUAUUCUAUAUUAUCACUGCGUCUUUUUAAAUUAAUGUUAUUCAUAUUUUCUCGAAGCAAUCUUAUCACGUUCUCUGUUCUACUUAAAAUGCAUUUGUUACAUAUAGUAAGACAGUAACUACAUAUAGUAGUAUUUACUGUCAUUUUUUAACAUUUAAAUUGAAACCCGUCCGACAUUAUUGUGCAUAAUUGAUAUAUACAUCAAUUAAUUUGAAUUUUUUCUUUUCAAUAUAAUACAUUUUUUAUAAAUGAAUACAAAUACGUGUUGAGUAUUCAAAUGUAAUGUAAAUUGUAAAUAUUUGAAUAACUGGCUUAUGUUUUGAUUAUUUUGUUUUCUAAUAUAAUAAGUCAAUUUUUUAUACAUUUAAAAUAUAACUGUUAAAUAAUCAAUAAAUUUAACGAAAAUCCUUUAACUUUACAUUUAAUGUACAUUAAAAUAUGUUUGGAAGAUCCAGUUUCAAAGUUUAAAACAAUGGAGACUUCAAGAUUUCCAAGUAUAACAAACCCUUUUUUUAAAUUAAUUUGUUAAAAUUUUAACAAAAUCAAUUACUAAUAAAAAUAUUUAGUGUGAUUGUAAAUAUGUGUCUUACAUUAACGUCUUUUGUUUUUAAAACUAACAAUAUACUGUAAUUUUGUGUGAAAUUAACAAUAUAAAAAUAAUAAUAGAAUAACAGUGUAUGUAUAGUUCCUAAGAACAAAGUGGAUGUGUAUUACAAAAUUUGUAACAUACACCUCACAUAUUAUUUUUCAAUACAAAAUAGUUAACUUUAAAAAACAUAGAUUUUUUUGAUAAUUUUAGUAUUUUAUAAAAAAAUUAAUAUUUUUAUUUUAUUUUUAAAUUUAUACAUCCGAAAUUGAAGAUGCAACAGUUUUAAAUAUAACUGUUGCAUAGGCCUCAUACAUUUAAAAAAAUUAUGUUGGAAAAUAAAUUUAGGAUUUAUUUUUUUUCAUAACUAUAGUUUAUUAAUAUUAGAUAUUGUUAAAAUUAAACAAAUGAAUUAUUGUUUUAUUCAA
Messenger RNA from Daktulosphaira vitifoliae (grape phylloxera), 3333 nucleotides. Its product is annotated as G-protein coupled receptor moody. Gene Ontology annotation, molecular function: G protein-coupled receptor activity. The record is from RefSeq and is a predicted model, not a curated record. The transcript is spliced from 5 exons. Gene Ontology annotation, cellular component: membrane. The coding region runs from base 318 to 1793 and encodes 491 amino acids. Gene Ontology annotation, biological process: G protein-coupled receptor signaling pathway. NCBI's taxonomy places the organism in Eukaryota, Metazoa, Arthropoda, Insecta, Hemiptera, Phylloxeridae.